Molecule: messenger RNA, 631 nt
Organism: Dimorphilus gyrociliatus
Lineage: Eukaryota; Metazoa; Annelida; Polychaeta; Dinophilidae
Source: the annotation of a GenBank genome assembly
UAUGCAGAUUGCAUGCGCUAUUGGUAUUGAUAAAGUAGGCUAUGUUAUUAUGGCUAAUGGUGUUUUGGCUGUUAUCGCUUCAUACACUAGUGGUUAUCUAGGAAAAUGGCUACAUCGUGACAUACAAUUUGCUACCUCAUUUGUUAUACUAUUUACGAUGAUGAUUGCUUGGUUCUGUUGGGAACCCCAACCUCAACAUCCUUAUGUGAUUUUCUUCCUCGUUGGUGGGUUAGGUACGUUAGGUCAACACGCCUAUCAUACGCAGCUAAAUGCAUUAAUUGGAAGAAUAUUUAGAGAAGGAGAGACGGCAGCUGCUUUUGCAUCAUCUCACCUCUUUCAGGGCCUAGCUAGUAGUACACUAUAUUUUAUCGCAGGAUGGACAGGUUGUAUUGACAUUCAAUUGUAUUUGACAUCUGCUAUAUUAUUUCUGUCGUGUGCUGCAUACGCCUGGCUAACUAUUGAUAUCCGGCGGAAUGGCUUUAAGAAGCCAAAUGUACAACAAGUAGGAGAAACUGUUCAGGAUAAUGUGAGAGGUGACGAAUCUCUAAUGCGAAAAAGCAUUCUCAAAACAGAACCUAUAUCGGUUGAAAGGUCCAAACUCACAAACACUGAAACUGAAAUAGCUUCGUAA